ACCACUGAAUACACAUUAAAAUAACCAAACCAUGCGCUCAUGUUAAAUAUAUACAUACAAUACUGACAAUGUCGCCGCUGACUUGUGUAAUUCUAAAUGGAAACGGAGCUAAAUUACGUUAAAUCGUUACUCACAGGCUUGAGUUCAUCUCGGUGUGUUUUGGACGCCGUUAAACGGGGAUGGGAAGCCUCCAGUGAGGAGUGGCGGUAACGUGUCGACGCCGGGCAGCUGCCGUUAUGUCUCUGCGACUUGUUUCGUGGUUUCUGCUGCUCUUCUUCCUGAAUGUAUUCAAACACGAAGUCCCGGCGGCUGAGUCGGUGCUCAGUGCCUCCAAAACUUUGGUGUGGGGACCCGGACUGGAGGCGAACGUGGUCCUCCCUGCCCGGUUUUUCUACAUCCAGGCGGUGGACAGUUCAGGGAAAAAUUUAACGACAUCACCUGGUGAGAAGACCUUCGAAGUGAAGAUCGUGUCUCCGGUGGAGCAGUUCACCAGGAUUUGGAUCCAGGUCCUGGAUCGUAAGGAUGGCUCGUUCUUGGUUCGCUACAGAAUGUACGCCACCUAUACGGACCUUCACAUCCACAUUUUGCUCAAGAACAAGCAUGCUGCCAAGUCACCAUUUAUUCUCAAAGGUCCAGUCUAUCAUGAGGGAUGCCACUGUCCUCAGCCCAGUGGCUCUGUAUGGGAGGCCCACAUGCACUGUCCUCAGUCCUUCCCUCAGAUAGACAGAGAUCUGUCUCUUUUGACUAGUGUCGACCCGGAUCGCAAUGCACAGGAGAUCCCACAGCGAUUUGGACAGCGGCAAAGCCUCUGCCACUACACAAUCAAAGACAACAAGGUCUAUGUUAAAACAUUUGGAGAACAUGUCGGUUUUAGAAUUUUUAUGGAUGCCAUCCUCCUGUCACUCACCAGGAAGGUGAGGCUCCCUGAUUUCGAGUUUUUUGUUAAUCUGGGUGACUGGCCUUUGGAGAAGAGGAAACCCACAGAGAAGAUCCAUCCCAUCUUUUCCUGGUGUGGCUCUAACAACACCAGAGAUAUCAUCAUGCCCACUUAUGACCUGACUGAGUCUGUGCUAGAGACCAUGGGAAGAGUAAGCUUGGACAUGAUGUCAGUUCAGGCCAACACUGGGCCGCCGUGGCCAGAGAAGAAUGCUACAGCCUUCUGGAGGGGGCGGGACAGUCGUCAGGAGCGUCUGGAGCUGGUCAAGCUUUCAAGGGCUCAUCCCGACUUUAUAGAUGCUGCUUUUACUAACUUCUUCUUCUUCAAACAUGAUGAGAGCCUCUAUGGGCCGCUGGUCAAACACGUCUCAUUCUUCGACUUUUUCAAGUACAAAUACCAAAUAAACAUUGAUGGCACUGUAGCAGCAUAUCGACUGCCUUACCUGUUGGCAGGAGACAGUGUGGUCUUCAAGCAGGAUUCUGGCUACUAUGAGCAUUUCUAUAAUGAGCUUCAACCAUGGGAGCACUACAUCCCUAUCAAGGCAGACCUGGGAGACCUGCUGGAAAAGAUCCAGUGGGCUCGGGACCACGAUGAAGAGGCAAAGAAAAUUGCUCUUGCAGGUCAGCAGUUUGCCCGCAGUAAUCUUAUGGGAGACAGUAUAUUUUGCUACUACUACCAACUUUUCAAGGCGUAUGCCAAACUCCAGGUCACAGAGCCUAAGGUUCGUAAAGGCAUGGAGCUCGUAGAGCAGCCAGCUGAUGACCUGUUUCCAUGUCACUGCCACAGGACGAUGGUAAGAGAUGUCAGUGAAAGAUGAACUUUGAUUGACCCGUUUCACAGCCGACUACAGAGCAAUUCUUCAUAUCUCAUAUAUCAUCAAAAAUAUUUUUACCACAUUUGUGAACUAUCUGUAUAAUUCUUGAUAUGAAUAUCACAUUCUCAUUUUAUAAAUAAAUGUUCUCUCCUUUUUA
This is a messenger RNA of Amphiprion ocellaris (clown anemonefish), 1908 nucleotides long. RefSeq names its product protein O-glucosyltransferase 2 (gene poglut2). The coding region runs from base 237 to 1754 and encodes 505 amino acids. Lineage: Eukaryota; Metazoa; Chordata; Actinopteri; Pomacentridae. The record is from RefSeq and is a predicted model, not a curated record. Gene Ontology annotation, molecular function: protein binding; glucosyltransferase activity. Gene Ontology annotation, cellular component: endomembrane system. The transcript has 10 exons.